This is a messenger RNA of Rubroshorea leprosula, 1179 nucleotides long. The record is from the annotation of a GenBank genome assembly. NCBI's taxonomy places the organism in Eukaryota, Viridiplantae, Streptophyta, Magnoliopsida, Malvales, Dipterocarpaceae.
CAAAACUCAACCUAACUUUUGCAUCCACCACAUUGAUUUGAAGAAAAAAUAGGCUCCAUGUUUUUCUCCAGCGUGCCUAAAGUUAAUACAAGAAGGCAGGCUCUAGAGAAGGGAAGAAGCAGUAGAGAAAAAGAGAGUCCAGGCCAGAGUAUCCUGUCCAAACACCUCAAGAAAAUCUACCCAAUUGGGCUGCAAAGAAGCAAUUCUUCAUUAUCCCUGUCAUCCUUAUCAUUGUCUCUUUCAGAAAACUCCAAUGACUCUUCUACUUCUAUUACAGAUUCUGGCACUCCUCUUGAACAGAAGAUCUCACUAGCCUUACGCUUGAUUGCUACCCCUGAGAGAAAAGAGUUCUCGGUUGCUAAAAGUGUCUCACAGCAGCAGCUACAACAGACUCAGGAUUCUAGCAAUGGAGAGGUAAAGAGGUGCAAUUGGAUUACAACGAAUAGCGAUAAAGUGUAUGUGUCAUUCCAUGAUGAGCAGUGGGGAGUUCCAGUCUAUGAUGACAGCCAAUUGUUUGAGUUGCUUGCCCUUUCGGGGAUGCUGAUGGAUUACAAUUGGACUGAAAUCUUGAAAAGAAAAGAACUGUUCAGAGAAGCUUUCUCCGGAUUUGAUCCUAAUAUUGUUGCCAAAAUGGGGGAGAAAGAAAUCACUGAGAUAGCAUCAAACAAAGCUAUCAUGUUAGCAGAAAGUAGAGUGAGAUGCAUAGUAGAAAAUGCCAAGUGCAUACUGAAGGUUGCAAGGGAAUGUGGGUCUUUCAGCAGCUACAUGUGGGGCUAUGUGAAUUACAAGCCAAUGAUAAACAAAUACAAAUACCCAAGAAAUGUGCCUCUUAGGACUCCAAAAGCAGAAGCCAUAAGCAAGGACUUAUUGAAGCAUGGGUUUAGGUUGGUGGGGCCAGUGAUUGUGUACUCAUUCAUGCAAGCAGCAGGACUCACAAUUGAUCAUCUUGUUGAUUGCUACAGACACAGUGACUGUGUAAGCCUGGCUGAAAGACCUUGGAGGCAUAUCUGAAAGUCUACAAAAUGGAUAUAUUUGAAUUUAGGACCUCUUCGGGUUAAGCAAUUGACCUCAGAAUUGGUCACAAUAGGACUGUUAGCUUUCCAGUCAAAUACUAUUAUAAUGUUCUUUUCAUUUUCUUCCAACAACAUAUUUUCAUAUUAAUAAAAUUUUUAACAAACU